This is a messenger RNA of Dibothriocephalus latus, 537 nucleotides long. The record is from the annotation of a GenBank genome assembly. Lineage: Eukaryota; Metazoa; Platyhelminthes; Cestoda; Diphyllobothriidea; Diphyllobothriidae.
AUGGGUAAUCCUCUAAUGCAAACGAACAAACUUACUCUUAAUAUAUCAGGACGCGUUGAGUUGCAACUUAACUUUCUUGGACUGGGUCAGAAUGCCACCAUUGAGAUUGCUUUGGAUUCCCUCGAGGGUCGGAAAAUGGUCGAAGUCAAAACUGACGAAAACAACAGAACCCUGCUACCAGUAUUUUACAAUGGCGAGUCUCUAUCCGGCAAAGUGACCAUCUCCGUUAAGCGAAAUGGCAAACUGGAAUAUCAGGGCAUCAAAAUCGAGCUGAUUGGGCAAAUCGACUUCUUUGCAGAUCGUGGAAGCCGAGACGAAUUCCUUAAUCGAACACAGGAACUUGCCCGACCUGGAAUCUUGUCGCAGUCUGCCACCUACCCAUUCCACUUCGCGGAUGUUGAAAAACCCUAUGAGUCCUACGUCGGCUCUAAUGUACAGCUAAGGUGGGCAAAGGAUUUUGGUCGUGCUUUCCUUUCCACGUUUACCCCUUCCGUUCCAUUUAUUUUUUAUCCCUCAACAAGCAUAUACACUUUUUAA